AUGUCGAUCCUUGUUAAUGGAAGCCCGACUAAGGAUUUCGUUGUGACUAGAGGCCUUCGACAAGGGGAUCCUCUUUCCCCUUUUCUUUUCCUCUUAGUGGCGGAAGGUUUGGCGGCGUUAAUGAAGAGUGCUUCGACUUUGGGAGAGUAUGUGGGUUUUAAGGUUAACGAGGAAGUUCACUUUGAAAUGUUGCAAUUUGCGGAUGACACUUUUUUAAUUGGUGAUGGUUCUUGGAAUAAUUUAUGGUGUAUUAAAGCGAUUCUGAGGGGGUUUGAGCUUGUCUCCGGUCUUCGGGUUAACCUUUCUAAGAGUCGGUUUUUGGGUGUCAACUUGGAGUCUGAUUUUGUGCAAGCGGCAUCUUCUUUUCUUAAUUGUAUAGUGGGUUCCUCUUCUUUCACUUUUUUGGGAAUUCCGGUGGGAGUCAAUCCUAGAAGGAGGGAGGUGUGGAGGCCGAUUGUGUCGAGGAUGACAAAACAAACAUCUUUCUAUUGGGGGGAGGGUAAUGGAGAUGGCAUCGAUUUUUGGCUUGAUAGGUGGAAGGGUCCCUCUCCUCUUGCUGAGCGUUUUCCCUCUCUUUUUCGGUUUGCUGAGCCUUCUGGUGCUUUGAUUAGUGACAAUGGUUUUCGGAUAGUGGGAUCGUGGGAGUGGCGAAUUAAUUUUUGUGAAGGUUUUAAUGAUAGUGUGGAUGGUGAGCGGGUUCGUGAUUUGGUUUCUUUCCUAGGUGACGCUACUCCAACGGUGGGUGUGAUGGAUUCAUAUGUUUGGUGGAAGAACUCUUUGGGUUUUUCCGUUAAAGCGGCGUAUGACAUGAUUUUGGAGGGGAGUUAUCGGGGUCAUCGUUUAGAGGUUGACAUCAUUAGGGCCUUAAACCGGAUGUGGAAGACUAAGUUACCAAGCAAGAUCUUGAUUUUCGGGUGGAGACUUAUUUUGAAUAAGAUUCCAACCAAGGCGGCUUUGGCGAGACGCCAUAUUUUGACGAAUUCUAAUAUUUUGGUUUGCUCUUUUUGUGGGGUGGAGGAGGAAGACACGAAUCAUCUUUUUGGUACUUGCCCCGUUACUUUGGAUUGGUGGAGUAAGUUUUGUAAUUGGCUUCGGCUCGAUUCAUCUUCUUUUCCGGGUAAUUUUUUUCUUCGUUUUCUAGCCUUGGAUUUAGCUUGUAAGUCUAGAUUUGUGGUAGAUACUAGUUGGCUAUUUGGGUUGGCUUUUUGUUGGGGUAUUUGGUGUUGUAGGAAUGAAGUUCUUUUUAAUGGGGGUAAUAUUCUUAAUUUUGAUACUAUUGGGAUGAUUAAAUAUGUUGCUUGGGAAUGGCUUCUUUCUUGCUAUAAUGUAGGGGAUACUAUGGUUUGGUCGGAUUGGUGUGUGAAUCCGGCUACGUGUAUCGGUCUUCCGUAG
Molecule: messenger RNA, 1392 nt
Organism: Vicia villosa (hairy vetch)
Lineage: Eukaryota; Viridiplantae; Streptophyta; Magnoliopsida; Fabales; Fabaceae
Exons: 2
Coding region: 1-1392 (463 amino acids)
Source: RefSeq, a predicted model, not a curated record